Molecule: messenger RNA, 3421 nt
Organism: Penaeus indicus
Lineage: Eukaryota; Metazoa; Arthropoda; Malacostraca; Decapoda; Penaeidae
Product: M-phase inducer phosphatase-like
Exons: 6
Coding region: 301-2235 (644 amino acids)
Biological process (GO): protein dephosphorylation; positive regulation of G2/MI transition of meiotic cell cycle; positive regulation of G2/M transition of mitotic cell cycle
Cellular component (GO): nucleus; cytoplasm
Molecular function (GO): protein tyrosine phosphatase activity
Source: RefSeq, a predicted model, not a curated record
GACGUGCUUGUCGGGAGGACGUGUUUGUAGUCAGUUCCAUCUCUCUCUCCCUCCCGACAACAUCUAAAGGAAGAGAAAGAAAAAUAAUAAUCACGAGGAAAUAACAAGAAAGAUUAAAAAGAAGCAGCUUGUGAAAAGGAUUUAACCAUGGAACGAUAGUGAUAACGAAAGUGCUUUAGCGACGACAAGUUUGGAAAAGUGAUUCUUCGUCGAAAAGCUUUUUUUUUCUUUUAUUUAAUUUCAAUUUGAAAAGAGGAAAAUCAAAAUCUUUUUCGGAAUUUACAUUAAAAGGCCGUAAUCAUGAGUAGUCGCGACGUUCUAUACCGGACGGUGCUGCGGGGAGCCCAGCCGGAGUCCCCCCAGGUGACCUCGGCUUCCACUGACCUCUCUCCGAUGUCCAGCCUGGCCUUCACCCUCCACCACGGCGCCUCGCUCUCCCAGACCCCCCGGAGGAAGCUCUCCCUCUCGUCCACGCUCUCCGACACCCCGCAGUCGUGCCAUGAGGCGUCGCUCGUCUGUUCGAGUUUCCUGCACGAGUCCUUCGCCUCGGAGGCCGGCCAGGAGGACAGCCCCGUGUCGCCCUCGCGUCGCUUCCUGUCCCGCAACAAGGAGAACUUCCCUUCGCCUUACUACUCACCCUCCCACAGCGCCGUCAUCCCCGCCCGCACGCGCGUCAGCCCCCUCAAGGACGUGCAGAACACCGUCAACAGGAACCUCAACUUCAGUCCCCUUAGCAAGCUGGUGUCUCCUUCGAAGAGGGUGUUCAACUCGCCACACAAGCCCUCCCCCCCGGAGGACUUCGACACCAACUCGCAGGACAGCGGGUACUCGGAGAGCGGCAAGAAGCUGGAGGACGACUGCUUCAGCGUGCCCGUCAGCUGCGCGCCCCGCAAGCUGAACCUGGACCUGUCCCCAGCCAAGCCCCAGACGAUGGUGUCCCCCGUGAAGCCCGUCGCCGCCCUCACCACCGUCUUCUCCUCCACCACAUCCACGCCCGUCUCGUCCACGGCGUCGUCCUCCGAGGACCGCCGCAGGCCCUUCAGGAAGUUCUCGUCCCUCUGCAAGGGCGACGAGGAAGAUGCCCUGCUCAUGGACCUCAUGGACGAGGUGCCCAGCCAGAACGAACAGCAGUCCAUCAUCGGAUUCUCCAGCCUGCUGUCGGCGCCCAUCCAGCCGCCCGCAGCCUCCAAGCCAACCAGCCUCGCCACCCCCACCGCCACCACCACAACCACCUUCAGCAACCGCCCCUCCAUCAGAAGGUGCCUCUCCAUGCUCGACACCACGCCCACCUCAUCCAGAGUGCAUUCCCUGAAGCCUUCCCUCGAGUCCAGCCUGUCCUUCAAGCGGCCGCAGCCUCCCACGGACCUCUCGUCGCAGGUGGACUGCAAGCGGCGAAGGCAGGAGGACGCCGGCGAGCCCGCGUCCCCCCUCACCUCCAACGCCUCCCCCACCGUCGUCUCGGCGACUUCCAGUGAAACCCUCCGGUCCCCGCUCGCACUCCGACAGAACUCCGCCCCCGAGGCAAGCACGACACACACCGCCAAGCCCAAGCUCCAGCGAAGCCACUCCGAGAGCCACGUCUCCAUUAUGAAGGCGUUGAACAAGUGCUCCAAUCACCACGGGCAGUUAACGGGCGACUUCUCCAAGCCCAUCUCCCUCCCCACGAUAGAGGGCGGCAAGCACCCCGACCUGAACGCCAUCAGCGUGGACACCAUGGCCGACAUCGUCCGAGGGAAGUUCAAGAACACCAUCGCCUCCUUCAAGAUCCUGGACUGCAGAUACCCGUACGAGUACGAGGGCGGCCACAUCAGGGGGGCCGAGAUGUGGAACCACCCACAGAUGGUGCUCGACCACCUGGACUUGCAGAAGGGCACGCCCGUCAUCCCCAGUGAGGACGCCCCCCGGCACAUCCUGAUCUUCCACUGCGAGUUCUCCGCCGAGCGGGGCCCCAAGGCGCAAAGGCUCCUGCGGGAGCACGACCGCAAACGCAACAAGGAGCACUACCCCGCCCUGCACUUCCCGGAGACGUACCUGCUGGAGGGCGGCUACAAGGCCUUCUUCGAGGCGUACCCCGACCUGUGCACGCCCCACGAGUACGUGCGGAUGCUGGACGCGAACUUCGCCGAGGAGCUGAAGAUCCACCGCGGCAAGUCGAAGUCGUGGGCGGCCGAGAACAAGCAGGCCAAGAGCAGAAACACGCUACCUCGCACGGGCCUCAAGCGACUGGGCUUAUGAUGACUGCCCCGCCCUUAGGUGCCCGUGGGUUUAUCGAGAGAAAAGAAAUCACUCUUUAUUUCCUAAAAAAAAAGAAAAGAAAAGUGUGUGUGCAAUAUAUGUAUUUUUGUUGUGUACAGAAGACUUUUGUCCAGACGGGGUGAUCUUCGGACAGGUGUUUAUUCCCCAUGAAUGCCAAAGGAUAAUUUAUAUAGUUUGUAAAUACGUCCAAGAAGUGAUUAAGAUCCUCCUGAGGGAAUCUCCGUCUGGACAGAAUUUUGUUGAGUUUUUUUGUUCUUCAUCUCUCGUCAUCUUCAUCCAUAAUUUUCCCUUUGACUUGAUCAGCUGCCCCUGGUCACUCACGGUUUUAUCAUCAUUCACACAGUUGUUCUGACCAUCCAUUCCAUUUCUUUCCUCAUUGGUCGGCGUGAAGUACAAAGACCCAAUAUUUGGGUUCGUUCUUUUGUAUUAAAAGAGUCUAUUUCCCCCCAUGCAUUUGUUUUGCAUUACCACCACUUACGUAUUUAUACCCUGAAAGAUGUGCCCGAGGGAGUUGUUGUGAAUAGUGAACGAUACCCUGUGAUAUGCUGAAGGGGGACGUCGGGAAGAUACGCCCUCACCUUGCUCAACGUCUGAUAUCUUGUGAUACGAGGGAAGCAUGGGACCAAGUGUAAAUAUUUCCGUUAUAACAAGGUGGUUGGAAAAAAAGAGAAAUCUUAUUCAAGAAAAAAGGAAAAUCUUAAAAUCUCUCUCUCUCGAGGUUGCAAAACAGAACUAUGCCACCUGUCAAGACGGGUGAUUGUGUGAACGGCUUUUAUAGUGUGAUACACCUUGUCCUAGGAACUUUAUACCAAAUGUCUUUCACGAUCUCAAAGGAAACAAAACCACCGACCAUAUCACGUGACACAAGUUUAGGUCAGAACGCUGUCAUCACUAUUAUAUAUAUUUUUUUAUAUUUUUUUUAUUUUCACAUUCAUGUUUUUUUUUUUUUACGUUAAAUGGGCUUUCAUUUUUUUGAUUGAUUCCCUUCUUGAGUCACACCUGGUGAAUAAAAAAGGAAGAGUAUCGAUGUUUUGUGUAACGGCAUUGUAGAUCAGUCCCUUUAUCUAGUCCUUAUGUUUAGGGCACCACACCCCGCGACUCUCCAGCCCUUCCGGAAGAAACAUGCCCUGUACCGUUAUAAACAAUACAUGGAAAUCACAAUUUU